Messenger RNA from Naumovozyma dairenensis CBS 421, 1953 nucleotides. RefSeq names its product Art5p (gene ART5). Gene Ontology annotation, biological process: ubiquitin-dependent endocytosis. Gene Ontology annotation, cellular component: plasma membrane; cytoplasm; cytosol. Bases 1 to 1953 code for a protein of 650 amino acids. Gene Ontology annotation, molecular function: protein-macromolecule adaptor activity; ubiquitin protein ligase binding. The transcript has a single exon. Lineage: Eukaryota; Fungi; Ascomycota; Saccharomycetes; Saccharomycetales; Saccharomycetaceae. The record is from RefSeq and is a predicted model, not a curated record.
AUGUUUUCGAGGACAUAUUUAAGUGCAUCAACAUCAAACGGCUCAUCAUCAUCAUCAUCCUCAUCAUCUCCAUCUAAGAUCCGUCAUCAUCAUGAUUAUACUGGACAUAGUGGUAAGAAGGAGAUACCAAAAGUUUCCUAUUUUGAUAUUAAAGUGGAAUCACCAUACGAGGAUUUAAUAUUAAUUCAAGGAUCACCUUUGGAAUCUCAACCAAUUUCAUUGAAUGGUAAAUUAAUAAUAAGAUUAAAUGAAGAUAUUAUAGUCAAGAAGAUUGGAUUAAAACUUUUUGGUAAUUUUAAGUUAGAUUUUUUACAAACUAAUAAUAAUGGGUUGACUAGUAUUGUUAAGGAAAAGAAGAAGAUUUUGGAAUGUCAAUGGGAUAAUCUUUUAUUAAAUUCAAAGGGUCGUAUGAUUAUUGGUAAUGAAUAUUUUACAUAUAGUCAUGCACAAGAUAAUGUGAACGUGGGUAUGGGUAUGAAUGUGAAUGUGAGUGAAGAUGAUAGUACGAAUGUUAAGAGAACAAUAUCAUCUCCAGUUAUGAUGAGUAGAUUUAUGAGGAGGAAGCCCUAUUCGAGUCAAAUCUUAGAAAUUCCAUAUGUAAAUACUUCUGAAGAUAAUGAAGGGGGUGGUGAAAGACGAUAUAUUGGAACGCCAUUUAAUAGAACCAUAACGAAGGAAGAUAACAAUAAUGUUUCGACAUAUUUCCAUUUAAGGAAAGGGUAUUAUGAAUUACCAUUUAAUAUUAUGUUACCUAAUGAAUUACCUGAGACCAUUGAAGGGUUACAAAGUGGUAGUGUAUUGUAUAAUUUUGAAGGACAUAUUGAUAGAAGGAAAAAAUCCAGUAUAUCAAAUUUAAUGAAAGACAAUGGGACUAGUAGUAGUAGUAGUAAUAGUAAUAGUAGUAGUAAUAGCACAAGUACAAGUACAAGUAUGAAUGGUACUACGAUGAAUCGAACUAAACAACAACGGGCAUAUGAUAUUAUAACAGCGAAUAUGGGGAAUCGAAUGUUUUGGAAAUAUAAAUAUUUGAGAAUAUUACGUACAUUAUCUAUGGAUAAUUUAGCGAUGCAAGAAGAAAUUUGUGUUGGUAAUUCAUGGAAGAAUAAAUUACAAUAUGAAAUCAGUAUACCUAGUCGUGCUAUUCCCAUAGGUAGUAUGACACCAAUUAAUAUUAAGAUAUUCCCAUUCCAAAAGGGGUACAUUUUAAAUAAGAUUAGUGUUAAUUUGAAUCAAUAUUACAGUAUGAAGGAUUCUAAUAAUGAAGUAUAUGAUGAUGAAGUUACAAUUUUCAAACAAUCUAUGACUAAGUUUGGUAAUCUAGUGGAGAAUGAAACUAAUAUGUUAGUUGAUAAAUUUGAACUUUCGAGUAAUGUUAAGAUACCCAAUAAUUUGAAGAAAUUGACACAAGAUUGUGAUUUAAAUGAUGAUUUAAUAAGAGUUUUACAUAAGUUAAUUAUAAGGAUACAUUUGAAAAGGCGAUCAGACGAUGAUGAUGGGAUGAAUGGGAAUAAUGGAUUUAAAAGUUUAGAAAUCAAAGCUAAUUUGCCUGUUUUAUUAUAUAUUUCACCACAGGUUUAUUUGGAAGGUCGAUUAGUCUUAUUUGAUCAACAAAAUGGUAAAAUACAUUUCCGACCUAACGAAUUUGUGCCAAUUUUCUCGCAUGAUAAUAUAGUGAAUAAUGCUAAUGGGAAUACGAUUGUAAACCAAUUUAGCUAUGAACCGGAGUUACCUCCGCCUAAUUAUCAAGAUCAUGGACAAGAUCGGUUAUUACAACAUGAUGUGCCUAUAAACGCACAUUAUGAUGAUAGUAUUCAAGAGAAUAUAAUGCAGAGAGAUACCACCAGGGUGCUGACGGACACUACGUCUGCUCCUACUACUUGCAGUAGUCUAUCAUCGACCUAUGAUAAUGCGCCAAGUUACCAAGAAUAUGAGUUACCGGAAUACGAGAGUUAA